Athalia rosae (coleseed sawfly) is the source of this 2924-nucleotide messenger RNA. RefSeq lists its product as uncharacterized. The record is from RefSeq and is a predicted model, not a curated record. The transcript is spliced from 16 exons. Lineage: Eukaryota; Metazoa; Arthropoda; Insecta; Hymenoptera; Athaliidae. Bases 615 to 2828 code for a protein of 737 amino acids.
GAGUCUCCGCGUCAUCCGUAAUGCCUCCAGUUGUUAUUUCGUAAUUUGCAUCACGUUUUUCUCUAUACUGUGCUGUUUGUGAUAUAGAUUGACACACUGUACCUUCGUCGCCACGUUCCAGUCUUUCAAUAGUGCUCGAUAUCAUGUAAUGCAACGUGCACUGUAAGGAAGAAUAGUUAUAAUACUUUAAACAAUGGUGAGACUGGCAUUCGGAAAAUUAACGGCACUACCUGGUAUCAGUUGAAGGGUUGCAACAUGCCGAUGAAAGGAAUGGCCAAGUGGGGCAAAUGGAAUUACACCAACCUGGGCAACUACAUUCGGAUUUCGUUCAAUACCAUCUUGCCGGAACCUAGAAGAUUACUAUCAUUUCAUUACCUGUGGAGAAUCGCGGUAGACAGCGUACGCAGAUCCAUAUUGAGUCCAGGCAGAUUUUCAAUUUUACGGAGGAUGGCAAUUAGCGAGUUUUAUUGUCAAAUUGCCAAGUGCUCUUCCCAUACAAAUUGGAGGAAUGCUAUCCAAAUGGAACCAUCGAGGGUACUCAGAUACCAACAAAUAUCAGAAUUUUGAUAGAUGUCAUUCAAAAAGCAGAGCGUUAUGCCCACACUACAUUGGAUAUGAGGACCAUGUCUUCGUCGCUGCUUCGCAGGUUUCGAUUCGACGGUAUCCAACGACAAAAUGGGAUUCCAGCUGUAGUUGGAAUUCUGCCAUUUGGUGGAACAGGACCUCAGCGUGCCAAACACGAAUUAAUUGAAGAAUUGGUACCUGGUGAUUCUGACAGAUUUCCCUCCGAAGCUCUCACUCUGACAGAGCGUUGCGUAUUACAUCGUGCGAUUUCAUCAACAAUUUGGGAGCACCCUAUGGCUGAAGUAGAAAAAUUGUGUAGAGCACCAUCUGAAAAAGUAUCUGGCAGAUCUAAGUCUGACGUCCCUAUGGUAUGCCCCAUUGAAACUGGUGUCAUAAUCACUCCAUACGGAACUAUUACACCUGGUACAGUUAUAGCCUCCAUCGCAGCAUCUCUCCAGCCACAGAGCGUACCAAUUCGUUUGUUGGUUCACCCACCAAAAAUGUAUCGACAAGCGACCACACACAACACGGAGUUACCAUUGGUGAACUAUGACAAAGACGAAGUUGACCUGUUUGUACCCCACGGCCAAAUCUCAAGCGGGAAAUCCAUGUCCUACAAAAAUCUGAUGGAGUCCGCUACUAAAUUGGAUAAUAUCUGGGUAGCCUCACUUGCGGGUGAUAUCGGAGAAAUGGCCGUUUAUCAAGGGCCCAUUGUCGGAUCUGCAAUGGCUUUAGGAGCAACUGGAUUUUGGAACAGUACUAUGCAGCCCAGAACAUUUUAUCUGACAGAUCAUAAUGGGCAUUUAGAGGCAACCCGAGCUGAAAUCAUUGGCGGAAUCGACGGCCUAAUAAUUGGAAAGAAUUUAGAAGCAUGGAUCGACGGUUUUCACAGUCUUCGCUUGAGCCAAGUUUUGGAUAUGUAUUACAGCCACGACGGUAUUGCAUUUGAUAAAAAUAUGAAGGCGUGUCAGCGAGCAGCGAACUUUCCACACGUUGCACCGAGAACAACGCUAACGGAACAGGCCCAUGCUGUUUCUCAAAUUUUGGCACAUCGCAACAGUGACUCUUAUAUUUUUCCUGAAACCCUAAUUAAAUUGUCGGAUUAUGCGGUUGAUAAGUUCUCAUCCUAUGCGGACCAAUAUCUUUUCGGUCAGACUAACUGCGGCAAUCCAGAGCCAAGGCCUCAGUUGGAAAUUUUCGUAGCCUUUGAUGGUGCCUGGUCCAGGGAUUAUACCGCGGAUUUUUUAUCGGUGAUGGUCGAGGAUUUGGACGUGUCGACUUAUGGAUCAAGAAUGGGUCUGCUUCAGGGAACAACUGGAGAGUGGCUAGCUAACGUGACUCAUAGUCCAACUACAAUUUUCCACGCAUUGACUAAUUUCAGCCAGAUAACAUGGCCCACCGCGCUGAACUUCAUCAAAGUAUUCGAACAGAUUAAUAUGCACCUCAAUAAAACCUGGAGCAAAAACAGCGAACACCAUGUGAUUGGCAGUUUCGGACAAGUUGUUAUAUUGCUCGCUCCGCGAACUGUGUUAAACCAAAACGAACAACAAUACACCAUAGCAGCAAUACGACAAUUGAAACAUAACUACCCUGAACUCCGAUUUCUGUAUUACGGUUCAGAGUUCUACUCCCAAUCACUGGGAAAUCUUAUUCUGACGGAAGAGGAUCAUUUGAUUAAAAGUCUGAAGAUAGAUGACCUCAAUAGAUACCUCCUCACAGUUCCAAGAAUCUUACGCCCUCCUUCAAACUUGACUGAGACAAACGGUAGGAAAAAUCAAUUCGAGGAUUACAUAGGACUUGGUAGAGAUUUGUCCUUUGAGCUGCAUCCGCAGUGGCGGAUAAAUACCAAAAAAGUUAAAGUCACAUUUCAUGCCGUUGGUUACGGUAGUAUGAAAGUCUGCUCAUGGAAUAAAUGGGGUGCAUCUAAAACGCAAAAUGGAUUUUACUGCCAGGAGCUCACGGGUCACCAUGAGAUCAGUAUGAGUGAUUAUUUCGACUGUCGUUAUGGAAAGUCAUGUCCUACUACGUAUUAUCGAGUUCAGAAUGUAACGUCUCUGCUGAGAUGUAGUGAGAUGGACUGCAAGCUGCCUAGUCAUGUCAGGUACCUGAUACGUAUGGAGAAUUUUCAAUACACGAAUUCUCCUAGCGCCACUAUAACUGUUUCUAGAUCCCUAUUCAUAUCUAGUCAGUUCUUCAUUUUUACGUCAUUAAUCUUGAAGAACUUUAGCUUCAAGUUAUUCAUUCUAUCUUCGAAUAUUGAGUAAAAUGCAUGGCAUUUUAUUCGUGAGGACAAUGGAAUACCAUAUUCUAUUAUUUAUUAAAAUCUCAGGUAACUUUUAAUAAAUUUUUAAUUAAUUGAA